GAGGAUCGCAUUGUACCGGGGGGAGCAGAGCUCUGGCUGCGCAUCCUGCGCCUCUCCGAGAGGAGCUACUGGGGUCUCACUGCUGGGAGUCUGCCCGGGGGGCUUCUGGGCUGGGAGAGAGCCUGUGAGAGACUGAGAGAGUGCAGGCUUACAGGGGGGAGAUCUGGAGAGAAGAAAACAGGAGAGUGCAAGCUUCCUGGCAGAUAAGCGCAAUUUUAUUGACAGGAGAAGAGAGUGCAAGCUCACAGGCAACAGAGUGCAAGGUUUACAGACGGCAAAGAAGACUGCAUGCAAUUAGGCAAAGAGAGCUGCCUUACUGUGGGGAGAGAGACGACUUUAAACCAGCAACUUACAGAGUGCAGGAGAGCACAGUCACUCACAGGAGAAAGCGCCCACUUACAGGCAAGAGAGUGUCACUGUACAGCUUGGAGAGUGAUAGGGGACAAGCUAAUGAGCAAUUGCAAAAUUACAGACAGUGAAGGAGAGUUAGGUAGAAAACAAGCUAAUAGAGAGAAGACAAGUUAGCAGGCAGUAGAGUGCAAGCUUAUAGGCCAAAUAAGUUAGUAGACAACAGAGUGCCAAUUUAUAGACAGAAGACAAGUUAGCAGGCAUUAGAGUGCAAGCCUAUAGACAGAAGACAAGUUAGCAGGCAUUAGAGUGCAAGCCUAUAGAUAGAAGACAAGUUAGCAGGCAUUAGAGUGCAAGCCUAUAGAUAGAAGACAAGUUAGCAGGCAUUAGAGUGCAAGCCUAUAGGCAGAAGACAAGUUAGCAGGCAUUAGAGUGCAAGCCUAUAGAUAGAAGACAAGUUAGCAGGCAUUAGAGUGCAAGCCUAUAGACAGAAAAGAAGUUAGCAGGCAUUAGAGUGCAAGCCUAUAGGCAGAAGACAAGUUAGUAGGCAUUAGAGUGGAAACCUAUAGGCAGAAGACAAGUUAGCAGGCAUUAGAGUGCAAGCCUAUAGACAGAAGACAAGUUAGCAGGCAGUAGAGUGCAAGCCUAUAGGCAGAAGACAAGUUAGCAGGCAUUAGAGUGCAAGCCUAUAGGCAGAAGACAAGUUAGCAGGCAUUAGAGUGCAAGCCUAUAGGCAGAAGACAAGUUAGCAGGCAUUAGAGUGCAAGCCUAUAGGCAGAAGACAAGUUAGCAGGCAGUAGAGUGCAAGCCUAUAGGCAGAAGACAAGUUAGCAGGCAUUAGAGUGCAAGCCUAUAGACAGAAGACAAGUUAGCAGGCAUUAGAGUGCAAGCCUAUAGACAGAAGACAAGUUAGCAGGCAAUAGAGUGCAAGCCUAUAGGUAGAAGACAAGUUAGCAGGCAUUAGAGUGCAAGCCUAUAGACAGAAGACAAGUUAGCAGGCAAUAGAGUGCAAACUUACUGACAGUGAAGAGAGAGAGAGGGAAUUUGCCGACAGGGGAGACGGAGGGGUAGAGAGCAGAAUCAGACAAAUAAGAGCAGAGGAAGGGAAGUGACAGAGGGAAUUGGAGGGAGAGGGGGAGGGAAUUGGGGGAAAGGCUCCUGGUGCGUUGGUGCCCCUCCAAAAAAUUAAGGACAUUUGGGCCUUUUAUUUUAGGAAUGAAUGCUGAUCCCUGUGUGUCUUAUUGUGAUCCCCCUGCCAUGGAUUGUUACUACAGCCCGGCUCCGCAGGGCAGGGAGCUACAGACUUCUCCUUUUAGGGCAUUUCAGCCCAGUGAUAAGUUUAGCCCAGUUUUCCUGGCCAGUAAAGGACAAGGCUUUGGAGACAAGUCCAGGGGCUCUUUCCAGCAGGAGUGCCAAUCACUGGAUGCCAAUGUCCAGAGCAACAGCGGAGAGCAGCAGGGCUCCUUCACCAAGUACCAGGCUCAUCACCCAUCCCAUCAGCAGCAGCAGUCUCACCUCUACAUGCAGAGCACUCCCUGCAAGUCCCCGUCAGACAGCCUGAAAGUGCAGGACAGCCCCGGGGACCCCCUGAUACCCUGCUACGCGAAAGAGAGCGCCCUGACCCCAAACAGUGACCACCAGGGAAUGGAUAGUGGCUACAUUACCAGCAAGGAGACUGCAGGGAAGGGCUCCCAAGACCGAGGCAGCGGAGACCUCCCUAUGGACAAAACUGAAUCUGAAAGCAACAAAGGAAAGAAAAGAAGGAACAGGACUACCUUCACCAGUUACCAACUAGAGGAGCUCGAGAAGGUCUUCCAGAAGACUCACUACCCAGAUGUCUAUGCUCGGGAGCAGCUAGCCAUGAGGACUGACCUGACGGAGGCCAGAGUCCAGGUUUGGUUCCAAAACCGAAGGGCCAAGUGGAGGAAGAGGGAGCGGUUCGGACAGAUGCAACAGGUGCGCACUCACUUCUCCUCGGCCUAUGAGCUGCCCCUCCUGACUCGAGCGGAGAACUAUGCCCAGAUACAGAACCCCUCGUGGAUCGGGAAUAAUGGCGGCGGUUCCCCGGUGCCGGCCUGCGUCGUGCCCUGCGACACCGUCUCUUCCUGCAUGUCGCCCCACUCUCACCCUCACUCGGCGGGGGGAGUCUCGGAGUUCCUCAGCGUCCCGGGUCCCGGAGCUCACGUGGGGCAGACGCACAUGGGGGGUCUCUUCGGCAGCGCGGCCAUGGGCCCCGGUAUUAAUGGGUACGACUUGAAUACCGAGCCCGACCGCAAAAGCUCCAGCAUCGCGGCGCUCAGGAUGAAAGCCAAAGAACACAGCGCGGCCAUGUCGUGGGCAACAUGACAGAUCUGCCCGCCGCCAGUGACUUUACGCCCGCCCCCCUUGUACGGUUUUUGCCGAGGUCAAAGGUGGCAACCUUAGCCGCUGUCCCAGCAAGCAUCGCAGGCCAACAGGAACAUAAUAUUCAACUGCAGCCAGAGGGGGAGCCGACGAGUAAAGCACAACCAUAAUCAGGGAUGACCCCCCACCACCCCCUGCCCCUUGCACCCCCGGCCAGGGGAAUGGCGGACCCCUCUGAGCACUAUAUUCACAGAAAUUCAGGAGUAUCAGCCAGAACUGAGAUCCGCAGCCAAGUGUUAUCAAACUCUACCGGACUCCCCCUGCUUUCAGAACCAGAACCAGAACUAGGCCUCAGGGCAAGGAAUGGCUGACAAGUCCCUGGGAUGAUCCAAAGGCUUUGUGCUGUACUGUAUCCCUGGGUCUCUGAGUGGAUCCCUUGGGGUCUCAUUCAUUUCACUGAAGGCAUGGGGGGGCCGGGCUGUCUUUAGUGAAGGGGGGGAGCAUGAAAAUGGACUUUCCCUUGUACCCCAAGUAUUUAUCCUUUUCCUGCAAUGGUGGCACAAUGUGUAUAGUAAGGCAAGAUGGUGUCAGGGGGAGGGGCUCAGUGACUGUGGCAUGGUGUGUAUAGUAAGGCAAG
Molecule: messenger RNA, 3328 nt
Organism: Xenopus tropicalis (tropical clawed frog)
Lineage: Eukaryota; Metazoa; Chordata; Amphibia; Anura; Pipidae
Gene: alx4
Product: ALX homeobox 4
Exons: 4
Coding region: 1564-2694 (376 amino acids)
Biological process (GO): animal organ development; positive regulation of transcription by RNA polymerase II; regulation of DNA-templated transcription
Cellular component (GO): nucleus
Molecular function (GO): DNA-binding transcription factor activity, RNA polymerase II-specific; sequence-specific double-stranded DNA binding; DNA binding
Source: RefSeq, a predicted model, not a curated record